Bacillus rossius redtenbacheri is the source of this 4889-nucleotide messenger RNA. RefSeq names its product type I phosphatidylinositol 4,5-bisphosphate 4-phosphatase-A. Bases 161 to 895 code for a protein of 244 amino acids. Gene Ontology annotation, biological process: phosphatidylinositol dephosphorylation. Lineage: Eukaryota; Metazoa; Arthropoda; Insecta; Phasmatodea; Bacillidae. Gene Ontology annotation, molecular function: phosphatidylinositol-4,5-bisphosphate 4-phosphatase activity. The record is from RefSeq and is a predicted model, not a curated record. Gene Ontology annotation, cellular component: lysosomal membrane; plasma membrane; phagocytic vesicle membrane. The transcript has 7 exons.
ACUUCAGUACAAUGUAGCAGGUUUUUAUUUUUGUUAGUUGGCAACAUUAUCAUAUGACAGUUCUCUGCCCUGCUUGUUUUUGCGUUCUGUGUGCACGGAAUGUGGUUAAAGUAAUCGCCAAGUUUGUUGUUUAAUAAAUUCUUUGUUGUUAGAUGUUGAAAUGGGGGACGGAGAAAGACAACCGCUACUCCAGAAUGACUACCCUGCGAACAACGGCGGCUACGUGCCAGGCCAGCACGCGACGGUGUCGCCCAUCGGGCCGGACGAGCUGCCGCCGCCCUACACGGCCGCCAACCAGGGCGGGGUGCCCAUGGUCACCUGCCGCGUGUGCCAGGCCAUGAUCGACAUCUCGGGCAAGCGGGACCAGCAUGUCGUCAAGUGCGCCCAGUGCAAUGAAGCCACCCCGAUACGCAACGCGCCGCCGGGCAAGAAGUACGUGCGCUGCCCCUGCAACUGCCUGCUGAUCUGCAAGAGCUCGUCGCAGCGCAUCGCCUGCCCGCGCCCCAACUGCAAGCGCAUCAUCAACCUGGCUCCGAGCCCGGUGACCCCACCCGUGCCCACCAUGCCGGGCAUGUGCCGCGUCAGCUGCGCGCACUGCCACGACACCUUCCUGUUCAACACCCUGAACAAUGCCUUGGCCCGGUGCCCACACUGUCGCAAGGUGUCGUCGGUGGGGCCUGACUUUGCGCGCACGCGGGGAGUCAUGUUCCUCAUCUUCUCCCUCCUCUUCAUGGCCGUGGGCAUCGGCGUGACGGUGGGGACGUACCAGCUGGCCCGUAGAAACGGAGGAAUAUACGUGGCAUAUGUCGGUGCGUUCAUCCUGUCGCUGCUGGCCAUGGCCCGCAGCCUCUACUACUUCUUCAUGAAGGUCAGCCUCAUCGAGGGCCCCAUGUAGGCCUGCCAACACCGCGCCACCGCGCGUCUCCGACCAUCGUCACCACGUGCAUACACAACGUUUUAUUCCUUUUUUUUUUACUUUACUUUAAGUGUCAUUUCACUUACAGUUUUGUUCUUGUGAUGUGCAGACUGCUCCGAAAUAAGAGUACUCAAAUUACACGGAGUGGCUCACAGAACGAAAGUAAUUUCGCUGAGUGUCAUUAUCGGUUGAUCAUCUUUAGAAAAAAGAAAUAGUAAAAGUAGAAAGCAAAUAAUCUAAUCUUUAUAUUCUUAUAUAGUUAAAUGAGUCCCAUUUAUACAUAUUGGAAAUCUGAAACAGGCAGCCACUAGCAAGUACAAAUCAAACAAAAAAACCAAGACAGAACAACUUAAAAAUAAAAAGAAACGAAGUGUGAGAGUAACGGACUGAUUCGGACGUUAAGGCCGGUCUCUGUCACAUCUAGGAAACUACUGUAGUUAUAGAUGAUAUAUGUAAUAAUACUAGUUUAUCUUUAUUUGAGUAGUUGUAAUAAAGGUUCCAGCUGCAGACAGGAACCACGCGAGGCUCCGGGAAGUUUGAGUUGUUUGUUCUGGAGCAGGCUGUACAAGCAGCUUCUUAGUGUUAGUUUAGUGUAAAUGAACUUCAAACCCCAUCUUGUUUGGUUCUGGAUAUAUUUGAAGUCAUUAAGUAAAUGUCUGUAGCAGAUCGUCGAGAGUGAUAGAUAACGCGGCGUGAAAGAGAGCUACAGUCUGUCCUCUAGAGAGCAUGUGUGAGAGUCACAUGUUUUGUGGUACAUUGUCACUUUUUCUGCUCAGCAGAAUCAAUCUUCGAUUUAAUCAGCAUUUGUUGUAUAGUGACUCUUAUGUUUUUUCAUAAUCUUUGUAUUAUAAGUAUUUUUAAGUGUUUUUAUAUAUUUUUUUUGUUUAGAUUAAUUUCUUUGAAUUUGUUUACAUAUUUCUCUUGUUUAAGCAUAUUGUGAUUUUUCUGAUUAUUGUGGGAGGGUCAACUUAUAGAAUUAAUGAUAUUGUGAUGUCAUGUUGGGUACACUUAAAGAAUAUGAUAUUAUGUAUAAAAGCUCUACAAAGUAAUUUGUUGUCAUUUGUUGUAACUCACAUGGGGGUUGCUUUUAUGUCGGUAGUUUAUACAGUUCAGUAAGUUCUGAUCAGUAGUUUGUCAUUGUGCUUUGUUUGUCCAAAUUUAUGUUGCAUUGUGCCAUAAGUUUUGUCUGGUUAAUAAAGUGUACUCAUUGGUUACAGGAAUAAAAUAUACAACUUAUUACUGGAAGUGUUGAGAGAAAUAUUGGAAUUGUGGCAACAUCACCAGACUAAUGUUCUUGUGAACUACAUUUUUAAGUCGGAUAGUACUUUCCAAAAGUACUACUUAUCCAUAUCUAGGUCAUGAAAGAUUUACAAUUCAUUUGGUUAAAGCUUCGAAUUUGGUUUGUUUGUAGAAUGUUGUAAUGGACAUUGGAAAUGACAGUUUCUGCAGAACGGUAGUGUACAGGUGUGUACAGUCUACUUACUGGACCUGUACGCUAGCCAUGCUCACAGUACAUGAAACACUUCAGAGAAGCCGGCCUGUGGCAUCUGGCAUCUGGAGUGUUACGUAGUCUUUCCUUCAGAACUGUGUAUAUUGCUUCUCAUGCAUUCAGAUUAACUUUCUUACCUAUGUUCUUGCUAGAGGAUGUAGGGUUUGGUGUUGGCAAAAAGUCCUGUGUAAUUUUAUAACAUAAAAAUUUUUUAAUUGAAUUGGUUGUGUAUAUUGUUUUUUUAUAUGUUAUCACAAUUGUUUACUUCUCAUUGUGUUGUGUCUGCGAGUGAGCAUAUGUACCUAUUCAAGUUUGUUGAUUAAAGUAGAGUUUUGUGGAAACUGCAUUAGUUUUCAAAUUGAGGCAAGUUCAGAUAGAGCAACUCUGUUUCAACUUGGCAAAUGUGUAUGAAUCUCGUGCCUGUCUAUGCGACCAGUGCAACUAAACUGCAGCUCGUACACGACGUAGGAUGACCUUGAAUGUUCGAGUGUGACGGGAAGUAACGGAAUGUAUUGUAAAUACAUUAAAUUUUCAUUUUGUGUUUGUUAUGAGGAAAAAAUCAACAGCAAAUGUUAAUGAAUCAUGGGAGAACUAAUAGCGCGUAGUCAAAAAUAUCAACUCUUGUUUUUCAGUUCGUCUUCUUCACGUUACAUUCUUUUCUUGGUGGCAUCAGACAUUGCAAACCAAUUUCAUUGUAAUCAAAACUGUUGUGUAUGUCAUAUAUGUAGUGCAGAGCCAAUACCAGCUAGUUCUUCUUGGCUGUUAAGCAAAAUAUAGUCAUUUCACAAAACUUAAGUAUAUGAUCAUACAAAUCUUUCAGAAAUAAUAACAUGAUACUACAGAUACUCUACUCACAAGAAUUCAGAGUGCAACAGAUAUGUUCAUUUUCGAAUGACUGCAAGAGAAAGAGAAAAUCUACGUUUUCCAGAUCGACUUGUCUUAAGAGCUGGAUUCCGUCAUUUUCCUGCCAGUCAAAACAUCUUCACUUGUUUGUAUAUGAUAUUUUUUUGUUUUAAGUUGAGCUGUCUUUAUUUGUGAAUAUAUUUAUUUGUUCUAAAAUAUGGUUUGGAAAACAAAAAAGACUGGCUAGUUUUGAGUUUAAAUUUGUGCUGUUAACAAAAUUGAUUGUCCAAAGUAGACUCCAAAACAUAAAGAUUAGAUGGAAUGCACUAUAAUCAUGUUUGUUCUAUAGUGUACGUAGUCAGUCGUCAGAGGGCUGUUUCUGUUUGAUGCUGAAUUAUCUUUGACCAUGAACACCAUAAAAUUGCUAAUCACGCAAAUUAUAAACAUUACUUGAAUUAGCAUGUUAAAAUUUGUAAUCGUUUAUUCGCAAAUACAGUACCUGUAAUAGAAUGCAGUAGUCACGGCAUAUGUUUUAGAUUGAAACAAUUUAUUUAAGAGAUGCCUUUAAGUCCCGUAGCUUUAACAAGACCACUACUAAUCGAAGAUUGUAGUUCAAAGGAUUCUUAGGCCUGGCACACACAGAAUGAGGCAGGACAGUUUGUCUGGUAGUAGUUGACUUUCAUGUAUGUAUAGAAAGGCGAUGCACACUGUUAUCAGUCGCGGCAUGACACUUCAUAACUGUCGUGAUCAGACACGAGGCAACAACUGCUCCAACUUGGUCGCGAACAGACUGUCUGAUGGCUGUAGUGUUCUGUGCAUGCGUGAGUAUGAAACAUUUGUAAACAAAGACAUGCCGUAGCGUGUUAGUGACCUCGUAUCUGACUAGUUAAACACUGUUUUUCAUUAUUACAUUCAUUUCAGUAAAUGUUCACUUGUUACCAAUUUAAAUUAAUUUUUUUCUGUGUAUGGAGCAAGAUGUGGAUUUAUUAGUGUAUUUAAUACAGGAAAAACUUGUUUAUAUAAUCCAUCUUUGAAGGAGUAUCAAGACAGCAGUAUGAUUUUAAGUAUUUGGGAAGAAAAAAAAUCAGCGAAAAUAUGGAGUUAAUCUGUUGGGAGAAGAAAAAGAUAAGCUGUCACGAAGCACCGUGUGGUGUCGCGUUGAGUCUUGUCUGAUUCUGUGCUCAGCUUAAGUUUAUAUGACAGAUAAAUAAAAUUUAAAGUAAUUUUUAUUUCAACUUUAUACACUUUAUCCUUUUAAGACAGAGCAAAAUCAUUUGAAGAAUCACACUUUGUGACAAGAAACAGAAAAUUGGCAUUUCUUUGAAAUGCUAGGAAAUAAACAUAGGCUUUAAUGAAUUAAAUUAUAAUUUAAACUGCUGGUGUUUGGUAUUGGCUGAAAGUUUGUGUAUUCUGUACUUUUGAUUUUGCAUAUUUGUAUUGGGUUCUAUCUGUUACUGAUAACAAUUGAGAAUGAGAAACAUGUUUGCAGGCUAUAUUUGUCGUGGAUGAACUGCAGGUUUCUUCCAGGUCGGCACUUGUGCCGCGUGAGCAGGUAGACUGUGGUUUGGAGCUGCCGUUGUGUUUGCUGCAAUAUUGUAUACUUGUGGAAUAUAUUACGUCAAUAAAGAUAUAUCACUAACA